Molecule: messenger RNA, 486 nt
Organism: Purpureocillium takamizusanense
Lineage: Eukaryota; Fungi; Ascomycota; Sordariomycetes; Hypocreales; Ophiocordycipitaceae
Exons: 1
Coding region: 1-486 (161 amino acids)
Source: RefSeq, a predicted model, not a curated record
AUGGCUUCCUUAAGUCCUUACAGAGUUUUCGAACUGCUGCGGCACGUGCAGCGCCAAACAAUGCGCUGUCAGCAAGAGGCAUACGCAAUCAAAUCACCGCAUGUCGAGUACGACGAACAAAAGACGUUCAUCAACGCUUGUAUUGAUGAAUGCUGGAAGAAAUACGAUGAUCGAAAUUUCACGAACCAAGCCGAAGCACGGGAGGCGAUCAUCAACUACGCCCGUGAACUCGAGAGGCUGACGUUCCGCCGCGAAGCUGGCCAUUCAGAGGCUGAAGCAGGCUACGAGCGUCGCGUAUUUGGAGUGUUGGUGGCAUACAUCCAUGAGCUUGUCGCUGUGGUGUGGCCCUUGCUACCUGAACAGACGAUCCUGAGGCUUUUCGAGAGCUCGAAGAGAACCAGUCCAUCAGGAGACGGACAAGGAUGCAAGACCGACGCGGCAGCAGCGCAAGCAAUGUCUUUAUACACCGGGAAAACUCCCCCAUAA